Entrophospora sp. SA101 is the source of this 489-nucleotide messenger RNA. Lineage: Eukaryota; Fungi; Glomeromycota; Glomeromycetes; Entrophosporales; Entrophosporaceae. The record is from the annotation of a GenBank genome assembly.
AUGACGGAAGACCCGUCGCAAAAGUUGGAAGAGGCUUUGAGGAAUAUUUCCGAUACAAAGCCAAGUCCUUCUGACCCAGAAAAACUCAAAUUAGAAAAGGAGAUAGUCAAGACAAAGAAAGAAAUUGAAAAAUUGGUUGCAAAAAAAACGAGAGGAGAAAAGUUAAGUGAAAAAGAACAAGCUGAAAUGAAUUCAAAAGUAGAGGUUUAUAAUAUUAUUGAUUUUGGCGAAAAAGAGAACAACAAACCUGAUUUGCUGAAAAAAAAAUUACAAGAAAUUUGCGAACAGAAUGAAAUCGAUCUAGAACGCGGUCUUUCUCUGAUUGUUUGGUUAAAAAACAUUGAUAAAAUUACUAAUUCAGAACUAAAAGAUGAAUUAUUGAAAAUGUUUACUUUGGUUGCUACUACUUCCACUACUAAUCCACAACUGCCUAAGGAAUUACAAGCCAAACUAAAACAUGUUGAGCCAUUUUUUGAUAAAUAUUUCUGA